UUGAACUGAAAACAAAUUAGCCUCCACCAAUGAAGAACGCGGAACAGGCGCUGCCGAGACCCGGCACACGACCUGAUGAUCUCCUUUGCUGCAUGCAUGGCUUUAAUGUGCGCUCAUUCAGCUGCUUCUUCGUCAACUGUGGGGCUGUGCCGCAGCUUUUGGCCAACUCUGAUGGUGACAUUAAGAAUCGUUACUCUUCCUGCUUUGCAGAUUGCAGAUGUUCUGCCCUCAAGUCUAUGACAUGAACACAUCCGAAUUAACAAAGUUUCUGGAACCGUUGAAACACGGCCCCUCGUGGACCGCCAAAUGUAUUGGCAAACUGCUGGAUGCUGACAAUAUAACCCACGUUGCAGAUGGUCUCGUAGGAGAGAAUGGUGUCAAACCAGUGCAAUAUGUGAGAGGUGUUUGGGAUAUAUGGGGAGUAGAUCUGCCAACCUGCUAUCAAUACUGCAGCCGAUCGCAGUUUCCAAUGGUCUUCGACUUUCUCAACUUCUCGUCUGGAGUAACAAACUACCUCUUACCCUGGCUGGGUCUAACAGCGCAGUUGCCCUAUGAAGCUGGCGACUACUUUGAGAAUAUAAUGAGCUUCUGUCUAUCCGUGGGCAGUCCCUCUCUCUCAACUUUCUCCCUGAUGUCUACAGCGCUAAGUAGCCAUCGAACACACAAGAGAUUUGCCAUCACAAUCGAUCGAUCUCGUUCCGAGGCUUCCAAGGAAGCUGCCAAGGCCGCUCGAGACUUUCUUAGAAAUGCUCAACAGUCGUCAUUGCGGAUCAAUGACAUGGAUUUCUACACACUUAUCGUAAAAAGCGAUGCAAGAUUUCAGAACUGGUGGGUUACCAUCCGAAAGAGACUGCACAAGACACGUCGACUAUACACUUUGUCACUCGUUGCGCAGAGUUUCUUCGCAGUAGCUGCAUGGGUCCUUACUAUCGCCGCCUCGUACAUACAGUCUCUCGGUAUGCACUCUCAAGCUCUACUUCUCUCCUCUGGAACGCUAUGGGUCUGGCUAGUCCCCGUCGUACUCGGCUGGGUCUACGUAGGAACACAAUCCAGGGAGGGUACAAUCAAAGAGGCCCUUCAAGGUCAAGACGAUGAAAAAGUCGCGGCAGCUCUCGAAACGCGCUCCGGUCUAUGCCACGAAAUUGAGUUUCAUCCACCAGAUUCUUGCUUCGGUAGUGUGAUUGGUGAUGAACGAGUGCAAGGUCCGGCUUUCAACUACGCCAGAACCUUCACUCAUCAUCGCCUUGUGGACAUUGUGGCAACAUCAUUGGAAAAAAGGGCCGCCAUGCCCGACGUAGUCUUCCAGAGGGCUGACCUCGACGCUUACAUUGAAUGGGCUGAUUUGUGGCAAGAUUCGUCGUGGGUUGCGCACUUCCUAUUCGCUAAUGCAGUCGCUUUGUUUCUUCAAUGGGGCGUUACAGGAGCAGCAACUGUAAUCUCUUACCUCACCGAAGUACGUGGUCUUGGAUGUCGGUCGGGUAGCUACUUGUUAUACGGCAUUCUGGCGACAUCUGCACACGGUUUGCUACUUACUUCUGCAUUCCUUUCCCACUGGGCCAUGCUCAUCUACCAAAGGAAAGCUGAGAAUGUUCACAACUAUCGACGCUAUGGUACACACUCAGUCAUAUGUGUGCUUGCUGUGCUUACACGCUACCUCGGUCGAAUCCUAGCAGUACUGAAUGCUCUUUGGAUUAUUCUCAGCUCUAUUUUCGAACUUAUUGGGUUCUACGAAAGCUGUUGGUGCACCGGAACUGUGCUCGGGCUGGGAAAGAGAGCAUGGGUGGUCCUCUUCGUCAGUGGAGACAGAAUGCGCGAAGAUGCUGCCCCUUCAUGGGCCGGGGGUAUAGCUAUGAGUAUUCUGGCAGGAGCAAUUACGUACCUCAUUGUCUGGAUGGCAUCAAGAGAGCGUAAAGGAUAGGACUAAUUGUCAAGCAUUGUCUUUAGAUAUAGACGACAUAAUAUACCUAAUUGGAUCUGACUCGCGAAACUUCACUGUACCGCACAAGUUGUUGUUAGAGAAACAAUACGGAAGUUGCAAUACUGAGCAAGAUAGAUACUUGCGAAGGUAUCCCUCACCUUCAUGCUACCACGAAUGGUCCUGUUCAAUUCGGUCCGCUUCCCAGGGACCCUGGUCUCUG
Pseudovirgaria hyperparasitica is the source of this 2138-nucleotide messenger RNA. RefSeq lists its product as uncharacterized. The coding region runs from base 218 to 1918 and encodes 566 amino acids. Lineage: Eukaryota; Fungi; Ascomycota; Dothideomycetes; Acrospermales; Acrospermaceae. The transcript has a single exon. The record is from RefSeq and is a predicted model, not a curated record.